AUGAUUAAGAAUUAAGGAGACAGAUAUCAUCUUAUUGACAAAAAUGCUUUGGAGGAGAAGAAGUUAGAUAGUAAUGAGUUAACAGAAUUUGUAAAAUCAUCAGGGCUAAUCGAUAUAGGGAAAAAAUACAAUAUUGUGUCAAUUAUAGGUAGUCAAAGUACAGGGAAAAGUACAUUGCUUAACUACCUUUUUGGAACACAAUUUGAUGUUUAGAAUAGGUAAUAAAGUGUGGGUUAAACUACUGUUGGUAUUUGGAUCUCUAAAGAUGUCAAAAAUAAUGUUGUAGUUUUGGAUGUGGAGGGAUCAGAUUCUGUAGAGCGAAAAUCAGGAGAGAAUAUGGUUGAAAAUCAAACAGCAUUAAUGGCAUUAGCUAUGUCGCAUUGCUUUAUCAUCAAUGUAUUUGUUAAUGCCUUAGGCUAACAUACGAGUUGUUAAUUAUCCAUCAUCAAAAUCAUUAUGCAAUAGAAUUUGAAGCUAUUUCAAUAAGACACUGUUAAGCACAUUAUUUUUGUUGUAAGGGAUUGGGAUGAGGAGUAUAACUAUGACGAGGCUUCUCGUAAAUUGAAUGGUUAUUUAUUGAACAUAUGGAAUGAGAUACCAAAACCUGAUCAAUAUAGGGAGACAGAUUUCCAUGAAUUAUUUAGUGUUUAAGUAGUUACACUAGUCUAUUACAAAUUGAAAAACGAGUUUGCUGAAUAAACAAACUAACUUCAUUCAAAAUUAGCCAACUAAUAGGAUCCCAAUUUCAUUUUUAAAGAUUUUGAUUAUGAGAAAAAUGUGAGAUGGUCAGACAUGCCAUAAUAUUUAUCCAAUAUUUGGGUGGUCAUAGCAAAUAAUAAAGAUUUGAAUUUACCAAACGAGAAGAUUCUGAUUUCCAAUAUGAGAUGCUAGUAAAUCAAAUUGGAAGCAUUGGAAGGAGUCAAGGAUUUAACUGAGGAUUUAUAAAAUAGAGUAAGAACCUAGUUUGUGGAAAAUUUUGGUUAAUAAUGUUUAUCAAUUUUGGGUGUGGCUCAAAAAAUAUAUGACAAAGAUGCCAAAGAUUAUCAUGCUGAUGUUUAUAAAGAAAAGGAAAAGGAGUUAAGAGACGAAUUGAUGAACAAAUUCUACACUUACUUUUAAAGAUAGACUGAAUCACUUAAGCAACAUUAUAUGAAUAGGUUAUCAGAGAAUCUUGAGACAUUGAAGAGAGAAAGUAUCUACGAUUUACCUGAUAAGUUGAACGAAGUGGAUUUGUUAAAAGUGAACUUCGAAGAAUCAUUAUCAAAAUCUGUAAUUGAAAAGGGAUUGUGGUAGGAGUAAGACCAUGUUGGAUUCUUUAAUUAAUAAUUCGAUAAUCAAUUAAAAUCAUUUGUUGAAGCCUAAUUAGCAUCAUUUAAAUAACAAUUGGACAACAUCAUCAAAUCAGAAUGUGACAAGAUUGUGAGUUAACAAGUCCUCAAUAUCUCACCAAAAUUUUGGUCAUAAAUUGAUGCAGAUUAUUAUACUAUGAUUUCAGAUAAAUAUUCAAAAUAUGAUGCAUUACUAUCAGGAUUGAGAGUUCAAUGGAAACAAAUUGAUGAUUAUUUGAGUAAGUUCGAAGAAGAUAGUUUUCAUAAUCUCAAAUAAGUAAUUGCAGUAGCCAGUGGUAGAUUUAAAGAUUAGUUAUUCCAACAAUUCAAAGCUUAAUUCGUUAGAACUGAAGAUGGACAACCUAGAAAUUGGUAGAAAACAACUGAAGAAGAGAUAUUCCAUAUUUAUACUGAAGCAAGAGACAAGGUCUUCUCAUUCUUAGACAUACUCAGAAUUAGAAAAGUUAAAUUCAUAAGAAUACAAUAAACCAUGAAAAAAAUAGCAAAAACUCAUUUAGCUCCUUUCACUCCUUUAAAGGAAAAAAUCUCAUAUUAAAUCUCCGCAGAUACUGAUUCUGAUGAUGUUGUACUGAACGAAGUUUUUUAUACAUAAGUGAAAAUGCAAUUGGCAGAAGACAUCGAUGUAUAAUAUUAAGAUGCCAUUCAAAAACAUAAACAAGAUUUCCUAUAGAACAUUCCAAAGCCAUUUUGGUUCCUAUUAUUAUUCUUCAUGUAUGAUGAUGUCUUAAGAUGGAUGGGUAAUCCAUUGUUCCUCUAUCCAAUCUUGAUAAUCUUAUGCUUUAUUGGAUUUUGCAUUGCUAUAGGUCUACAUAGUCUACCCAAACUAGCAUUUUAAACGGUCUUUAGAACAAUUAAUUAGGCUUUGUUACCCCUAAUAUUUGGAGGUAUUUCAAAAUUAAAAACAAGUUGA
This is a messenger RNA of Paramecium tetraurelia, 2259 nucleotides long. RefSeq lists its product as uncharacterized. Gene Ontology annotation, molecular function: GTPase activity; GTP binding. NCBI's taxonomy places the organism in Eukaryota, Ciliophora, Oligohymenophorea, Peniculida, Parameciidae. Gene Ontology annotation, biological process: endoplasmic reticulum membrane fusion. The record is from RefSeq and is a predicted model, not a curated record. Gene Ontology annotation, cellular component: endoplasmic reticulum. The transcript is spliced from 7 exons.